AUGUUUGACCGCCUCCGAAAAUUUGGCGUUGUUCUAAACCUGUCCAAGUGCGUCUCCGGUUUGCCCUCCUUAAAAUUUCUUGGACAUCUGGUUGACUCUAACGGCAUCCAUCCUCUUCCAUCGAAGGUUGCGACCAUCCGUGAUUUCCUUGCUCCCACUUCUAAACGUCAGCUACGGAGAUUUCUGAGCAUGGUGAAUUUCCCCCGCCGGUUCUUCCCGCACAGUACCGACACCAUCCGGCAGCUCACAAUCAUCCUCUCGGGUCUCAAACGUUCGCUCGCGCUGUCUGCGGACGCCCUCACUGCAUUUGACAAGGUGAAGGCUACCCUGACCGAAGCCACCCUCCUGACGCAUUUUCCUCCCGAUGCUCCCAUCUCCGUCAUGGUUGACGCCCCAAUGUUGCAGUAGGCGCGGUUCUGCAACAGCGCCUUACAGGUCACACGCAUCCCUUAGCGUUCUUCUCCAGGAAGUUAUCGCCUGCGUAGACACACUACAGCACAUUUGGACGGGAGCUGCUUGUUGUCUUUCGCCGUGAAACACUUCCACUACUUCCUUGAAGGCAGGGAUUUCGCUGUGUUCACGUAUCACAAGCCUCUUUCCUUCUCUCUCAAGUCCACUUCUGACAAGCUCAACCCGCGGAAAAUUCAUCAACUGCACUACAUCUCGCAAUGUACCUCAGACAUGCGCCACAUCGACGAGCCAAGCAAUGAGGUGGCUGACGCACAGUCAAGGCCCUCUAUCGUACAUCUCCAAUCUUCUCUGGGGAUCGGCCUAGCAGAGGGGGCUGUUAAAAAACGCCCUGUUGUUUUUGCCUGUGACGAGGACGUUUCCGGACUCAGACUCCAGGACCUGCCACUGACUACUGGCAAUGGCACCAUACCAUGCGACACCUUCACUACUUCCCGCCGUCCCUUUGUGCUACCUUUCCUCCACCACAAGGCCUUCUCUUUCCUGCAGAACCUAUGA
Spirometra erinaceieuropaei is the source of this 966-nucleotide messenger RNA. NCBI's taxonomy places the organism in Eukaryota, Metazoa, Platyhelminthes, Cestoda, Diphyllobothriidea, Diphyllobothriidae. The record is from the annotation of a GenBank genome assembly.